Molecule: messenger RNA, 2376 nt
Organism: Ilyonectria robusta
Lineage: Eukaryota; Fungi; Ascomycota; Sordariomycetes; Hypocreales; Nectriaceae
Product: sulfate transporter family-domain-containing protein
Exons: 4
Coding region: 1-2376 (791 amino acids)
Biological process (GO): transmembrane transport
Cellular component (GO): membrane
Molecular function (GO): secondary active sulfate transmembrane transporter activity
Source: RefSeq, a predicted model, not a curated record
AUGACUGCUCCUCCCAACAAGGCCAGGUCCGCCCUGGAAAAGUUCCUCGGUGCCGACCAUAUCGAGCCCGAGGAGCGCGCGCCCUCCAUCACCAACGCCGACCCCUUCAUUGAGCGCGAGCCCACCGUCGGCGAGUUCCUCGAGGAGUUCACCCCUACCAUCCACGGCAUUGCCGAGUACCUCUACAGCCUGUUCCCCUUCCUGUCGUGGAUUGGCAAGUACAACUGGAUCUGGUUCCUUGGUGAUCUGAUUGCUGGUAUCACCGUUGGCGCCGUCGUGGUUCCCCAGUCCAUGGCCUAUGCCCAAUUGGCCCAACUCCCCGUCGAAUAUGGCUUGUACACAUCCUUCAUGGGUGUGCUCAUCUAUUGGUUCUUUGCCACGUCCAAGGAUAUCACUAUUGGUCCCGUUGCAGUCAUGUCGCAGGUCACAGGCAACAUCGUUUUGGCCUCGGCCGAGUCGAUCCCCGACGUUGAGGGUCACGUCGUUGCUUCUGCUCUCGCCGUCAUCAUCGGUGCCAUUGUCACCUUCAUCGGCCUCGCCCGCAUUGGAUGGCUCGUCGAGUUCAUCCCGCUCCCCGCCAUCUGCGCCUUCAUGACUGGCUCCGGCGUCUCCAUCGCCGCCGGCCAGGUCCCCAAGCUCAUGGGCAUCAAGGGCGUCAACACGCGUGCUCCCACGUACGAGGUCAUCAUCCACACCCUCAAGAACCUCGGCACCACCAAGAUCGACGCUGCCCUCGGCCUGACCGCCCUGGUCAUGCUCUACGGCAUCCGCGCCAUCUGCUCGACCCUCGCCAAGCGCCAGCCGCAGCGCGCCAAGCUGUACUUCUUCAUCUCCACCCUGCGAACCGCCUUCGUCAUCCUGCUGUACACUGGAAUCAGCGCUGGCAUCAACAUCCACCGCAAGGAUGAUCCCAUGGUCAGCAUCAUCGAGACUGUCCCCAGUGGCUUCACCCACGCUGCCGCCCCCGAGAUCAACGUCCGCAUCAUCAAGUCCUUCAUCUCGGAGCUUCCCGCCGCCGUCAUCGUCGUCCUGAUUGAGCACAUCUCCAUCUCCAAGUCCUUCGGCCGUGUCAACAACUACAUCAUCGACCCUUCGCAGGAGCUCGUCGCCAUUGGCGUCACCAACCUGCUCGGUCCCUUCCUCGGUGCCUACCCCGCCACUGGAUCCUUCUCCCGAACUGCCAUCAAGGCCAAGGCUGGUGUCCGCACUCCCUUCGCCGGUGUCAUUACCGGAAUUGUUGUGCUGCUGGCUCUCUACGCUCUGACUGCUGUCUUCUUCUACAUUCCCAACGCAGCUCUCGCCGCUGUCAUCAUCCACGCUGUCGGAGAUGUCAUCACCCCUCCCAAGGUCAUUUACCAGUUCUGGCGCGUCUCUCCCCUUGAGGUGCCCAUCUUCUUCGCUGGUGUCCUCGUUACCAUCUUCUCCAGCAUCGAGAACGGAAUCUACACCACCAUCAGCAUCUCCUUUGCUGUUGUCAUCGUCCGACUUUUCCAGACCCAGGGCCGCUUCCUCGGUGUUGUCCGCAUCCGCACCAUGAAGGCCAACCUCAACGAUGGCACAUCCAGCCCCGACACCAUUGCGAAGGAGGUCCCUCUCGACGAUGAGAACGAGACUUCUCUGCGUGCUGGCUUCCUGCCUCUCGACCACGGCGAUGGCUCCAACCCCAAGGUCGUUGUCCGAACCCCCUACCCCGGUGUCUUUAUCUAUCGCUUCGCAGAGGGCUUCAACUACCCCAAUGCUUCCCGAUACCUCAACCACCUGACCGAGACCGUCUUCGCAAGCUGCCGACGAACCAACCCUUCUCUCUUGGGCAAGCUUGGUGACCGACCCUGGAACGACGGCGAGCCCCGUCACAUCAAGGAGAACGCCGACGAUGGGCGACCUAUCCUCAAGGCUGUCAUUCUCGACUUUUCCACUGUCAACAACGUCGAUGUCACCUCCAUCCAAGGCUUGAUCGAUGUCCGCAACCAGCUCGACAGAUUCGCUUCUCCCGAGGUCGUUGACUGGCACUUCGCCAAUAUCGAGAACCGCUGGACCAAGAGGGCCUUGGCUGCCGCUGGCUUUGGCUUCCGAACCCCCCGCGACGGCGAGACCGCUGGCCAGUGGAAGGCUAUCUUCAGUAUUGCAGACCUCGGUGGCGACGACAGCCCUUCCGCUGCCAUCGCUCUCGGAGAGAAGGCCGGUCGUCUCUCUAUGCGCCAGGAUAUUGAGGCUGUGGAUACUAUCAGCGCCCAGGGUUCAGACAAGGACUUGAGCAAGGGUACCUCCAACUCCCGUCUCGUCGCUAUCCAAGGUCUUAACCGACCUUACUUCCACCUCGAUCUCCAGGAGGCCCUGGAUGCUGCCAUUAUGAGCGCGGAGACCAAGCAGCAUUAA